UUCUAAUCUAUUUUUUUACUUUUUUUCCUCUACCACUUCCUUAUCAAUUUCAUAACUGCAGUCAAAACGAAAAAUAUCAAAUUAAUUUCAUUUUAAAUUAAUAAAAAAUAAUGUUGAGACAUCUAACCAAAUCUCCCGUGAGAGUGCAUUCAGCCUGCACUUUAGCUAAACGUAAUACUAACACAAAUGCUGCUCCAGCUGCAGCCUCUACCAAUAAAAUCGAAGAAAUAAGAGAACGUUUAGCUAAGGGUCCUAGUUUCCAAGAUUUUGUACAAAAUCCUGAAAAUACCAAAGAAGAAUGGCAAGAAUUUGAGGGUAAAUUGCGUAGAGAAAAGGGAGAAAAUGAAAGAUUAAGAUUGCCUCCUUGGCUUAAGACCACCAUACCUAUGGGCAAAAAUUAUGCCAAAAUUAAAACACAAUUACGUGAGCUAAAAUUGGCCACCGUUUGUGAGGAGGCUAGAUGUCCCAACAUAGGAGAAUGUUGGGGUGGUGGUGAACAUGGUACACAAACAGCUACUAUUAUGUUAAUGGGGGAUACUUGUACGCGUGGUUGUCGUUUUUGUUCUGUCAAGACCGCCAGAAUACCACCACCUUUAGAUCCUAAUGAGCCAGUGAAUACAGCUAAGGCUAUAGCUUCUUGGGGUUUGGAUUAUAUUGUUUUAACUUCAGUCGAUAGAGAUGAUUUACCCGAUGGUGGUUCAAAACAUAUUGCUGAAACUGUCAAGGAAAUAAAAAAGCGCAAUCCCAAUAUCUUUGUCGAAUGUUUGGUGCCUGAUUUCCGUGGCGAUUUAGAAUGUGUUAAAACUAUAGCCACCUCCGGCCUAGAUGUCUAUGCCCACAAUAUUGAAACGGUAGAGAAGUUAACCCCCUUCGUAAGGGACAGACGUGCCCAUUACCGACAAACCCUUAAAGUACUCAAAGAAGCCAAAAGUUUUAAUCCUAAAAUAAUAACUAAAUCUUCUAUAAUGUUGGGUUUGGGUGAAACAGAUGCUGAAGUCGAACAGACAAUGCAAGAUUUAAGAGAUGCUGAUGUGGAAUGCUUAACUUUGGGACAAUAUAUGCAACCUACCAAGAAACAUUUGAAAGUAAUCGAAUAUGUUACCCCAGAAAAAUUCAAACAUUGGGAGGAAAGAGGUAAUGAAAUGGGGUUCCUUUAUACCGCCAGUGGUCCUUUGGUGAGAAGUUCAUACAAAGCUGGUGAAUUCUUAAUAACAAGUAUAUUGAAAAAUCGCAAGGCCAGAGAAGAAGAAGAAUUGAAGAAAACUCAACAAUAAUAGAUCGAAAAUAUAAUAGAUUUAGAAUAAUUUAAAAAU
Molecule: messenger RNA, 1313 nt
Organism: Lucilia cuprina (Australian sheep blowfly)
Lineage: Eukaryota; Metazoa; Arthropoda; Insecta; Diptera; Calliphoridae
Gene: Las
Product: lipoyl synthase, mitochondrial
Exons: 5
Coding region: 111-1274 (387 amino acids)
Biological process (GO): lipoate biosynthetic process
Cellular component (GO): mitochondrion
Molecular function (GO): 4 iron, 4 sulfur cluster binding; lipoate synthase activity
Source: RefSeq, a predicted model, not a curated record